Trichomonas vaginalis G3 is the source of this 450-nucleotide messenger RNA. RefSeq lists its product as uncharacterized. Bases 1 to 450 code for a protein of 149 amino acids. The transcript has a single exon. The record is from RefSeq and is a predicted model, not a curated record. NCBI's taxonomy places the organism in Eukaryota, Parabasalia, Trichomonadida, Trichomonadidae.
AUGAUCAGAUUAUCCUCAAACUCCUCAGAUUAUCCUCAGACUCCUCCUCAAACUCCUCAGUCUAAUCCUCAGACUCCUCCUCAGAUUAUCCUCAAACUCCUCAGACUACUCCUCAAACUCCUCAGACUACUCCUCAAACUCCUCAGAUUAUCCUCAAACUCCUCAGACUACUCCUCAAACUCCUCAAAUUAUCCUCAGACAACUCCUGAAACUACUCCUCAGACAACUCCUCAGAUUAUCCUCAAACUCUUCAGAUUAUCCUCAAACUCCUCAGACUACUCCUCAAACUACUCCUCAAACUCCUCAGAUUAUCAUCAAACUCCUCAAACUACUCCUCAGACUACUCCUCAAACUCCUCAGAUUAUCAUCAAACUCCUCAAACUACUCCUCGGUCUAAUCCUCAAAGUCCUCAGAUUAUCAUCAAACUCCUCAAACUACCCCUCGGUCUAA